AGUGCUUGUUCGCGAAAUUUGUCGACAACUUUUGGGAAAAUAUUUUAAAAGUUAUUGAGUGGUCUCUUAGCUGAGAUUUCAUAUUUUCUCGUAACUUUAUGUCGUAAAUUAUUGUAAGAUCUUAAUACGCUGUUUAGAAAAAAGUACACUUCACAACUACGUUGUUAGCGAAAAUUACAAAAAAAAAAAACAGUUUAAAACUGACAUAACGAGGUUUAGUUCACCGAGCCAUUUUGAAUUACGACUAAUUUUGGUCACUGGUUGUCGGCGAUAAUUUAAAAAAAUAACAAAAUAAUUCCUGGCUGAUUAUUUCGAAAUAAUUAUCACGCUAAGAAAAAAAGUAACACGAUUCCUGGCUGGUUGUUGUCACGCGAAGAAAAAAAGAAGAAAUAAACCGAAGGUGGAUUGUAUCUAUUGGAACUUAUUGACAAUAUCGCCGAGUUCGAAGGAAUUCCUGUGCGAACUGGACGUGGAAGCCGACAAAAUUGCUCCGUUAACGGAUAACGUUUCGGAGUACGGGGGCGGGGCACGAGUGGUGUGGGCCAUGUCGGCGGGCGACCGGGAGGCGGAGGCGCAGGCCAAGAAGAGCGAUGAGACGAGCAGCAACAGGGACAAUCGCGCCGCCGCCGCGCUGAAGCAGUACUGGUGUCUCGGGCUCAGGGUGAUUGAGCUGAUCAUUGCCAUCAUCGCCAUCGGGCUGAUCGUGAACCCGCUGUACUCCCAGCAUGUGGUGCAGUCCGACCUCCGACACAUCGCCCUCAUCUACUCGGCAUACUCCAGCUUCAUUAUCAUCACGGGAGUGCUGAUCGUGGCGCGGCUUUUUGGCGAAUCAGCUGGAUGGCGCACCUCUAUGGGUUUCUCGAUCUUAGGCGCCAUUAUGUUCACCGCCGCGGCUGCUGUUAUAUUUUAUGACUGGCACCGAUCCUACUACGCGAACUUGCGUCCGAACAAACAAGCAUACGACCUUCUCAUAUCUUCUGGAGUGUUUGCGGUCAUCGAAGUGGCAGUAUUUAUCAUCCACGCCUUCCUUACUUUCAGAAAAGAAGCCGAUUAUUAAGCAAAGCAAGUACCAUGCAAAACACUCACCGAUUUUUUUCUUUUUUAUUUUUUUUUAUUCCCUAUUCAUUGACGUUUAAUACCAUCCAGAGUAAUUCAUUCCGACAUUUUUCUUAAAAUAUAAACUUUGUACGUAAUCGAAGAAGACAUAGGUUAAGUAUUUCAUUUUCAUUUAGGUAAUUGUCUAUUAUGUUAAUAAAGUAGUACGUAAGUUUUUUUACUAUUGUAUUACUAAUGCUUUUGUAUGUAUAUUUGAAAGAGUUGUCCACUUGUGUAGCUAUAAUAUGUAAAAUUAAGAUGGUGCCCUACGUAGUAGCUAGAUUUAAAAAUGGAACGCAGCUAUUAUUUUGUACACUCUGUGGCAACUAUAUUUCGUUUAAUUGUUUAUGGCAACUGUAUAAGAGCAGCUAUUUUGCGAACGACAAAAUUCAAGGCGGCACAUUAAGGCAGCUUUACCUAAAUUGGUAGCUAUUUUUACUAAUAAAAUUAUAAGAUUUGUAAAGUCUAAUGAUUGAAUAUUCGUGAUGAUUUCGCAGCUAUUGUUCGUUAUUGUUAUAAGGCAGCUAUAUAAUUUUUGAGCAGUCAUGGUGUUGCUACAAAAAGCAGCUAUUUUUGCGAAAUAAAGCAUGUGGUUUCUAUAUGCAAUAUUCUAACACAUGAUUUGGCAGCUAUAUUUUUGUUGUAAGGCAACUAUUUAUUACUUUUGUAUUUAAAAUACAUCUUUUAUACAAGCAGCUAUUUUUAGUUAAUUAACUUAUUCGUGUGAUCUUUAAAUUAAUUAUUAUGGUAAUUACCGCGUGAUUCGGUAGCAAAUUUUUUAAGCAGCUAUUUAUUAUAUCUUGAGCAUUCUAGGCAGCUUUUGCAAGUCAAGUUGAUAGAAGCAGAUACUUCGCGUUAAUAAUCACGUGGUUUCUAAAUUGCAUAAAGCAGCGUAUGAUGCAGCAUUUUUAUUAGAGCAGCUAUUAUUUUUUUAUAUCUACGACAGCUUUUCAUAACUUGGAAGAAAAAGCAGCUAUUUUUAACCGAUUCAUUUAAUCCAUAAAUUUAAUAUUUGAGUACAUGAUGACAUGGCAGCUAUAUUUUUACGCCCUUAUUCAUAGACGUUUUU
Manduca sexta (tobacco hornworm) is the source of this 2164-nucleotide messenger RNA. RefSeq lists its product as uncharacterized. NCBI's taxonomy places the organism in Eukaryota, Metazoa, Arthropoda, Insecta, Lepidoptera, Sphingidae. The coding region runs from base 545 to 1057 and encodes 170 amino acids. The transcript is spliced from 5 exons. The record is from RefSeq and is a predicted model, not a curated record. Gene Ontology annotation, biological process: septate junction assembly.